GCGACCAAAUAAGGUCUCAUUUUGAUUACCAUUGUUUAACAUUUAGGCAAAAAAUGUUUCAAGUUGUUCUUGCCUGCUUUUAUUUUUUUAUUACUUGAAUGGCGGAAACUAUCAAAAAAUUGAUUUAUUGCUCGUCGUAUAGCUCUUGUUUUGCUAAUAAUCACUUGUAAUUUGAUCUUAAUAAGAUUAGCAUAGCUCAAUAUUUACUUUAUUACAUAAAAUGUGUCGUAAUCGUGUUGUAAACCUGUACAAAAAAUCUAAUUAAAAUUACUUGUCAGACAAUCAUAUGUUAGUAAUUAGUGAUGUCAGUGUUUGUUUACUAAUGACAGUUUCUGUGAAAAUCUUGUUAUUUUUCAAGAUUUCGUUAUGAAUAUUCCGGAAUCGACUGGAGAGUCAUCGUGUAAACGACAAGAAAAUGGCGACGCAUCAGCAGGUUCUGAUCGCCCACUUAAAAAGGCUCGUUUCGCGUGGCAAGUUAAGGGGAAAUAUCACUUGAAAAAUGGUACUUCUGACCCUGGAAAAGCCUCAAAUGCUACUUCGAACGAGUUAGACAGGGCUAGCUCGUCUUCGGAUAACGAAAACGAAUGUAUUGACGCCGUGGGUAACACGGAACAAAAUUUGGAAAGAUUAGGCGACUACUUAUUGAAACAGGAUUUCAAUACGCUAGACUCGGUUAUCACCGAUUCUGAGAGUUCGUUGUUGAAGCCAAGCACAAGUUUAUCAUCCGGCAAACUGCCUUAUCCUAGAUAUGUGAGCUCAUUUGACAACAGCAGCUCUAACAAUAGCAUGUCCUCCAGUGCAAACAGUCAGGAGAACAGAUCUAUCCCCAUGUCCAUGGUCGUGUCGGCGUCCUACAGUGAGGAUCAGUGUAUAGCGCGGUGGCAGGCCAGACAGAUGGCCAAAGGAUUUGUGGACAAUACAAUAAACCGUGUAUUGGAUUCAUGGAUGGUAGCCCCCCUGCCCACUGACAUGGACAACAACCGGUUCCUGGCCCUGGAUGUCGCAGAGUUCAUCAACAACCUGCCCGGUGACAACAGCAUUGAAAACGAAGGUAUCCUCAUGGCCAUAUCUGCACACGGCUUACAAAACACUUCAAGCUCAAGUAGCAACGAGGACAGUCAGAACGAAGAGCAUGCCUGCAGUUACAUGAGCGUCAAAGAUGACGCCUUCCCUUCACCGCCAAGCAGCCCCAUACGAUCAGAUGAUGGUAUAAGAACUGAACCUGUAAAACUAAAACAGAGUGAUGAUGGUGCCUCAAAUGAACUAGACCUGUCUUGGUACAGUGAUGACAAAAGAAAUAUAAAUAGUGAAACACAAUUUUCUUUCUUCCCCGAGUCUUCCACUUCGUCAUAUCAAUACUUCACUGAGUCGGAGCCGCUUCAGCCGUCCAGUAUUGACUAUGAUGCAAGUGAGAACAUGAACUCUAGUGGUGCUGAUAUCAUGACAAGUCACUAUGACUUCCUAGAUGCUGCUGUUACUUUCGCAAUACAAAACAAAGGACUGACUUCUUUUGGAUCUGAUUAUGGUUAAGUUACACUAAAAACCCCAUUAUUUCGAAAUGUCACAUACAAGCAUGGUAAAUCACUAAAAAAAUUAUGUAAAUACUGGAAAAAUGUAAAAUUGAAGAAUAGUUCAAAACGGCUUUAGAUUUGUCUUCGGAAUUAGAAGUGUAAACUGACAAAUGCAGGCAU
Messenger RNA from Cydia amplana, 1691 nucleotides. RefSeq lists its product as uncharacterized. The record is from RefSeq and is a predicted model, not a curated record. NCBI's taxonomy places the organism in Eukaryota, Metazoa, Arthropoda, Insecta, Lepidoptera, Tortricidae. Bases 367 to 1530 code for a protein of 387 amino acids. The transcript is spliced from 2 exons.